CUUGUUUCUGCACACAUUGUUUUUUAAACGCAUGUUGAUCUUACAAACACCAUGUUUAAACCAUUCAGACUAUCUUAAGGUUAAAAGUACACCAUCAACAUAAAGGCAUCAGCUGACUUCCAAAAGCUUCUCUGAACAUUUCAAACAGCGAUUUAAUGAGGCACGACAGCGGCCGUGUUAAACAUUGACCGCGGUGGAGUGUCGGCGCGUGUGACCGUAUGUUUUGCAUGCAUCAGGCUGAUCAGUAACCCUCUUCAGAUGUGUUUCCUUACUUAACAGGAUCCCUACGAGAAACUGGAACCUGUUGAGCAAACAGCACCACCGUUGACACGCUCCUCCUCCUCCUCCCCGGAGCCACAAAAAACCACAAACAAACACUCACAAGGGAUUCGAUUUCAUAGUAACCACUGUUCUCUCCCACCCUCCCUCCCUCUGCACCGGAGGGUGGAGGCUGGGAACAGGUGAACACCUAUCAGCUCCAUUUCCAGUGGGAUGCAAAACCGUGCUGGGCGUCGCUUGCGCUGGAAAGCUCUCUGACCUUCUCAUCCGCAGCUCGCUGACAUUCGGAGAGCAGGAGUCAUGUCUAACGGCGCUCUGGAGAUCGUGGCGAUGUGCGUGUCCCUCAUAGGGCUCAUCGGGGCGGCGGCCAGCACCGGAAUGCCCAUGUGGCGCGUGACGGCUUUCAUCGGCGAGAACAUCAUCGUGAUGGAGACCAGGUACGAGGGCUUGUGGAUGAACUGCUUUAGGCAGGCGGACAUCCGUAUGCAGUGUAAAGUGUACGACUCGCUGCUGGCGCUGCCCCCUGACCUCCAGGCCGCUCGAGGGCUCAUGUGCUGCUCCGUGGCUCUGACCGGUCUGGGUUUAGUGAUCUCCAUCGCCGGCAUGAAGUGCACGGCGUGCAUCCAAGGCAACGACAGAGCCAAGCGUAUGGUCCUCCUCGUGGCGGGAUGCAUGAUUCUCAUGGGCUCCCUGUGCUGCAUCGUUCCCGUCUCCUGGACGGGUCAUGUGAUCAUUCAGGACUUCUAUAACCCUUUGCUCAUCGACGCCCAGCGAAGGGAGCUCGGAGAGGCUCUUUAUAUCGGUUGGGUGUCAUCCGCCUUCCUAUUCGUCGGUGGAUGCAUAUUCACCUGUUGUACCGUAUCUUCAGACAAGGGCCCUGAUCAGAGGUACUCGUACAACAGACACGCCGCCCCCUACGUGGCCUAUCAGCCUCAGCCUGUGACCUUUCACCCUCAGCCACGGUCUGUGUACAGCCAUCCAUCUGGUCCACCAUCAUUUAUUCAGCAACCGUCUUAUGAAACGUCCAGACAGCAGUCGUUCAUACAGCCGUCCAGACAGCAGUCGUUCAUACAGACAUCCAGACAGCAGUCGUUCAUGCAGCCCUCCAGACAUCCAUCCGCCCGCAGCGCUGUCGCGUACCUCUGAGGACAUUAUGAACGCUUGUGUAUUUGCAUUUGUGUUUGGACAUGUGUGUCGUGUGUGUUAAAUUGAAACGAAACGACUCUGGACUUGUAAACAAGGGGGUUUUGUUAAUGAAAGCCCCAAAAUAACAUUUCUUCUGAUAUAAAAAUCUUAGUGUAGAUUGCACUCUAUUUUAAUUUCACGUUUCUGAGAGAUAUUUUGACAGAAUUUAAUGCUCUUUGUAUUUUUUGCUUUUUAAAGAUGUUAUUUGGAGAACUGUGACUGUAAAUAAUGGCGUUUACCCAUAGAUUUUCAUUGGUUUAUAUGAUUCAUACCUCAGGCUUGGGACAUUUUGUAUUAUUUGAAAGCUGACUAAAAUGGAAACUAGGCAUGAACGUGUUUAUAUUUCUGAGAAGAAUACAAACUGAAUAUAGUGAUAUGAGUCAAUAAACCUAUUUGAUAUUCCAUUUUUACUCGUUUUAAAGAGUACGGUUCUACUUCAGUAAUCAUCUUCAAGUGAAAUCUAUUCAUCUACACUGUUAAAAAAGUGUACUAAUUUUCUGUCAGAACAUUGGCCAUUCAUUUCUUGAAAACUCAAAGUACAAGUGAAUCAAUACAGAUUAUCCCUUCAUAUUAACACAUGCCUGUUUUUUUUUGCAGUGUAUUUCUUUAGAGCAGAUGUUUUGCGGAAACGUUACAGGUGCUGGUGUGUUGAAAUCUUUUAUUUGCUGGAUUUGGUGAGUUUAGUUGAGCUCACCGUGUUGGCAUCUUUAUGCCCCGCGGCUUCGGAUAGACAGAAUGACUGUGUGAAAUGUAAGACCGCUAUUGUCUUGAGUGUCUCUGUAUGGACACACCCAGGGUUUGUUAUGUUAGUACUGCACAACAGAACCAGGAAACGCAACACAACUCAACUUAAUCCUGUUGGGAAAACAGAAGAGAAGCCGACACAAAAAUACACCCACACGCAUGAAAACUGGACGAGCAGCUUCGGUGAAAUGGGAACUGCAUAACUUUGGAUACAUUACAGUCAGACCUGUUUUACUAUGGAACCAAAUGAGAAACAAUUAGUCAAAUCUAUGUUUUUCUUAUGCAGCAAACACAAUUUUAGUGUGAUUUGCUGUGGAUUGAUGAAAUAAUCAAUUGCAAUAUUUUGUUUGUUAAACAAUUAUUUCUUCAAUACUGAAAGUAAAAAUAAAUAAUAU
Messenger RNA from Triplophysa rosa, 2603 nucleotides. RefSeq names its product claudin-4-like. Gene Ontology annotation, cellular component: plasma membrane; bicellular tight junction. Gene Ontology annotation, molecular function: structural molecule activity. The coding region runs from base 580 to 1425 and encodes 281 amino acids. NCBI's taxonomy places the organism in Eukaryota, Metazoa, Chordata, Actinopteri, Cypriniformes, Nemacheilidae. The transcript has a single exon. Gene Ontology annotation, biological process: bicellular tight junction assembly; cell adhesion. The record is from RefSeq and is a predicted model, not a curated record.